AUGCGGAAACGAAGUCUGAAAUGCAACCACACAAAUGUCUGCCAUAAUGACGAGAGGUAUCGACUCGUCAGCAAACACAAACUUCACAAAACCCUCUGGCAAGAUGACUACGUCAUCAACCACUACAGGCCUCCAGCGAUGACAAGAAAGAUGUGUGCAAAGAGUCUUCUUCGAUUCCACCUGCCUCAUUUCAGCGCAUUCCACAUAAACAACGAGACUAUCAAUAUCUGGAGUCAUUUACUCGGAUUCAUCUACUUCACAUAUCAACAAUACUACACAAACUACAUAGUUCUCCUAUCAGUCGGAUCUCAUAAAGCUGAUCAUUUCGUGUUCACUCUAUCAAUAUUUGGAAUGCAAAUGUGCUCCCGAGUCGGUCUCCUUCACAUAAUUUAUUGUAUCAUCAUCACUUUCGGAAUCUGUCCGACAGUUCAUUGGGUGUUCCUUCAUGGUGGAUUUGAUAGUGAUCAUGUUGUUAAAUGGUUCCCUAAUGUGAUUGUACUCUACUCAUUGAUAGCUGCCGCCUUCAUGUUCUAUGUCACAAUGGUGCCGGAGAGACUUUGGCCAGGAAAAUUCGACGUGGUCGGAUGUUCGCAUCAAUGGUGGCACAUCUUUAUUCUCGGAGCAAUGAUCUAUUGGCAACAGUCUGGAAAUCAACUACUCACAGAAUACCGAUCGUUCUCUGAUAGUUGCCAUCGAUUCAUCCCUCAACAAAACUUCUCUGAAAUCUCGCAUUCUAUCUCUAAUUAUAGUCAUCCCUCAAUAUUCUUCUCAAUUGCAAAUGCUCGUAGAAUUCAUGUUAUAGUCAAGAAAACUAAUGGGUGGCACGAUUCUGCCACAAUUCAAUCCGUCGACUACGAAAAACUGGGACGGAAAAGUUGGGACGAACUGACUGAAGUGGAGAAAUAUCUAUUGGAAACUGAACAUGCUUUACGUGGUUUUAAUUCAGAUUCAGUUUCAAAAGAAUAUGAUUAUCAGGAAAGAAAGUAUGACGAGAUCAACAAUGAUUCGGAUGAAAAAGAAAAUGAUGAAGCUACAGAUUCCGAUGAAGACAGCUCCGAAGAUUCAGAUGAAGACAAGUCAACAGAAACCGAUGAGAGCCUUCCAGAAGAAGAAGAUACACUCCAAGAACCUUCAGAAACUAGCCAUCACUACAAUGACAGAAGAAGAAUAGGUGGGAGAGCUGCCCGUGUUUGGAACGCGAGACAGUACCAGUAUUACCAUCUUUCUGUUCAUUAUCUCAUCAAUGUGUAUGUCAAGUUGAGAAGCAAAAUUGAUAUCUGA
Molecule: messenger RNA, 1281 nt
Organism: Caenorhabditis remanei
Lineage: Eukaryota; Metazoa; Nematoda; Chromadorea; Rhabditida; Rhabditidae
Exons: 8
Coding region: 1-1281 (426 amino acids)
Cellular component (GO): membrane
Molecular function (GO): signaling receptor activity
Source: RefSeq, a predicted model, not a curated record